Molecule: messenger RNA, 681 nt
Organism: Schizosaccharomyces osmophilus
Lineage: Eukaryota; Fungi; Ascomycota; Schizosaccharomycetes; Schizosaccharomycetales; Schizosaccharomycetaceae
Gene: pre3
Product: 20S proteasome complex subunit beta 1 Pre3
Exons: 5
Coding region: 1-681 (226 amino acids)
Cellular component (GO): proteasome core complex
Molecular function (GO): threonine-type endopeptidase activity
Source: RefSeq, a predicted model, not a curated record
AUGGCUACUAGUGUAACAGAUCCGUUAAAUGUUGAUAUCAACUCCAUAAAAAAGGGUGAAAUUCGUAUGGGUACAACCAUUACUGCCCUUAAAUACAAUGAAGGAGUGAUUCUAGCCGCGGACUCUAGGACGACAAUGGGUGCUUAUAUCGCCAAUCGCGUGACGGACAAGUUGACUCAACUGACUGACAACAUUUGGUGCUGUAGAAGUGGUUCUGCCGCAGAUACUCAAGCUGUGGCUGAUAUUUUGAGAUAUUAUCUAUCCAUGUACGAGGUUCAAUAUGGUAUUACUCCAACUGUCCACACGGCAGCGACUUUGGCUUCUGAAUUAUGUUAUACAAACAAGAACAUGUUGAGUGCUGGUCUCAUUAUUGGUGGCUAUGAUGAGAAAACUGGUGGUGAAGUUUACAGUAUCCCUCUGGGUGGAAGUCUUCACAAGCAACCCCUGGCAAUUGGAGGUAGUGGUUCAGCGUUCAUUUACGGUUUUUGUGAUGCCAACUUUAAAGAAAAUAUGACAAAGGAGCAAGCCGUCGAAUUCCUUAAAUUCGCUGUCGCGCUUGCUAUGGAGCGUGAUGGCAGCAGUGGUGGUACCAUUCGAAUGGUUAUCUUGAAUAAAGAAGGAAUGGAGCGUAAAUUUUUUGCCAUUAAUACUGAAAAUCCUAUUCCCCGUUUUAACCAAUAA